UAUAAAUUUCAGGUGUGCAUCAUUCUAUUGCAGCUUCCACACAGACGGCAUCGUGUUCACGAGAUUUUUAACCAGCAAUUCUCAAAUCCAUUUUUAAAUAGAAUCUUUUGUCUUUUUAUUAUUGACUUGUAAGAGCUCUUUAUAUAUUCUGGAUCUCAAACCCUUACCAGAUAUAUCACUUAUAAAGACUUUCUCCCAUUCUCUGGUUCAUCUUUUCACUUUCUUAAUAAUGUCCCUUGAUGCAUAAAAGUUUCAUUUUUAUCAAGCUCACUCCCUAAAUUUUUUAUUUUUUAAAAAGCAUUACUUUUCAUAAAAUAUUACAUUUAUAAUAUAAUUGUAGUGUAUGUCUGAUCACAGUGGCUGCCUCAGUAUUUUUAAAGGUUAAUAAGUGUUCUAAAUUUUCCUCUGAUUAAUCUAUAAUGUGGUCAGUAUUAUCAGGGACUAUAAUCCACAUAAAGCAAAGUCAUUUGGGGUCCUCAGUCCUUUUUAAGAGUGACAAGGGACCCUGGGACCAAAAGCUUGCAUCUGGGGUCGAGGGGCCUCUCACCCACUGAGGCUGUGGGGCCCAGCCCGGCCGUCUCUGAGCUGCUGUUGGAACUUGGGCCAGUGCCCCCUGGGGCAGAGGGCACAGAUCAGGGGGGUCACCCUCCCCCAGCCCCCCCAGGCCGCUGUGACGCUGAGGCCAGACCCACUGGCUCCAGGCCUCCCGUGGGCGCUCUGAACAGCCCCCAGUGUCACCCUGAGACUUCUGGCGGGGCCCGGGCGCCGCAGCAAAGCUAUCUUGGGAUUCACCCUGCGGACCUUAAGCCCAUCUUGGCCGCAUCCCCCUUGGGGAGGGAGGUUCCGGCCCAGCGGGGCCUCUGGGGCUGGGGGUGGGGGGAGGGUGAGCUCCCUUCUCGAAGCCUCCAGGAUCCGUCUUAAUGUCGGGGUCAGGCCAGGGGACACACGGUGGGAUAUUUUUAGAGAGGGAAGGCGUGUGGCCGGCUCUCUGCCCCGUGGGCAGCCUGGCUCGGAGGGGAGGGUGGAGGGGCAGGGAGAGAGAGCAGGAGGAGGGCCGAGGCAGCCGGGGUGACACCUCUCCGCACCCCCCUGUCCGGCUAAUUUAGGCAAAAGGUGACUCGAAGCUAUUUGCAUGGGUGAGAACAGGUGCGGAGCCCCCGCCCACCCGCCCGCCUCAGGCCGCCUCCCCCGGGCCGGCCUCCGGGCUGCCCGGCUUAUAAAGGCGCGUGUUCCUCAAUGACGCCGGGUCGGCCCAGCGAGGUGCCCCGGAGGGAGUUGGAGCGCGAGUCCCCCCGACAUGAAGCACAUCGUGGGCAUCGGAGGCGUGACCAACAGCGGCAAGACCACGCUGACCAGCAGCCUGCUCAGAUCACUGCCCAAUUGCUGUGUGAUCCACCAGGAUGAUUUUUUCAAGCCUCAGGACCAAAUCGCAGUUGGGGAGGACGGCUUCAAGCAGUGGGACGUGCUCGAGUCCCUGGACAUGGAGGCCAUGCUGAGCACCGUGCGCGCCUGGGCGAGCAGCCCCCACAAGUUCGCCCGCGCCCACGGGGUCAGCGUGCAGCCGGACGCUGCCAACACGCACAUCCUCCUUCUGGAAGGCUUCCUGCUGUACAGCUACAAGCCCCUGGUGGAUUUGUACAGCCGGCGGUACUUCCUGACCGUCCCGUACGAGGAAUGCAAGCGGCGGAGGAGUACUCGAAGCUACGAGGUCCCCGACCCCCCCGGCCUCUUUGAUGGCCACGUGUGGCCCAUGUACCAGAAAUACAAGCGGGAGAUGGAAGCCAGCGGCGUGGAAGUCGGUAAGCGCCCGCGGGAGAUGAGGCCUGGCCCUGGGGGAACCCGGAACCCAGCCCCUCCCCAUUGGGACCAUCAGAAUCCUGGAAGUCCCUCCUCGAGUCUCGCCACCAGUCCCUCUUGCUUUGGGCCCCGGAGGCCGGUCUGUUCCAGCAGCCGGACUCUGCAGGUCGGCCUCCUCCUGACCCAGCCGUCGGCCGUCGCCUGUGGGCUGGCCACCUCCCUCUUGGCGGCAGCCCCCUGACCCGGCCCUGACGGUGGCGUCUCCGGUUGCAGUGUACCUGGACGGCACCAAGUCCCGCGAGCAGCUCUUCCAUCAAGUCCUGGAAGACAUCCGGAACUUGCUCCUGAACAGCGUCUAGGCGGGCCGAGGGCAGGGGCCGGCCGGGGUCCCAGGGGCCCAUGCGCCACGCCGGCCACAGGAAGGCCCAGACGGUUGCUGCGUGACUGUCUCCCUCUGGGGAAAUCUGCUCCCGGCUCAGCGUCUCGGGCCCCCGGGGGUCCCCCCGAGAUGCCUUUGCAACCUCACGACCACUUCAGGAUUAAAGCCAGUCCUGUUUUUUAACCAUCGGGGUCCAGCCUGUUGUGUUCCAUUGGGUCGUCGGUGGCCUCUGGGGGCGGUACUGAGAGGUCUGGGCAGUUUCAGUGUCCACGCGUUGGACUCAGGCCCAUGUGACCCAGGGGCCUCCUGGGGGUCCUGGGGGCCUCAGUUUCCCCAAAGGGGACAUUUCCUGCGAGAUUUCAACGGACGGUCACACCAGGGGCUGGGAAGUCGGCCAUGCCGGAGGCCCCCGGCGUCUCCCCCGUGACUGGAGCCGGCACCUAUUUCCUGGGACUCUGGGAAAGCUUUUGCGACCCAGGAUGCCCACAGAGGACACUUCCUGCCCAGAAGCACGUGCCCCUGAGCCCUCCCAGAAACCUCAGUGAGAGAGCUGCUCACGCACACCCAUUUCACAGAUGGGGAAACUGAGGCACAGAGAUGGCCAGCAGCUCUGCAGAGCUGAGAUUUGACCCCGGGUCACCUCAGACCUCGUUCUUUUUGCUCAAGGGAGGCUGGAAGGUCUGGUGGAGACUGGAGCCCCGGGAGCAGGGGAAGGGGGAAGAAAGGGAGAGGACGGGGUGCCCCCUGACCUGAGGUGACACCCUGCGGCAGCAGGAAAAACUCGCAGUCCAGACAGGUUUGGACAAAGCUGGGGAGCAUAGGGAAAUUAUGGGAGAAAAAGAGAAAAGAACCAAUUAUCAUAUAACCCAGCAAUUCCACUCCUAGAAAUACACCCAAAGCAUUGAAAACAGGUGAUCUGACAACAACACGUCCACACAUGUUCACAGCAGCAUGAUUCACAGUCACCAAAAGGUGGAAACAACCCCAAGUGUCCGCCGACACAUGAUGGGUCCACACAGUGUGUCCAUCCACAGCCUGGAAUAUUACGCAGCCGUGAAAAGGAAGGAGGUCCUGACACCUGCUCCAACGUGGACGGACCUGGAGGGCGUGAUGCUCAGGGACGUGAGCCAGACACAGAAGGACACACACUGUGUGGUCCACUCACAGGAGGUCCCCAGAGGAGCCACAUCCACAGAGACAGAAAGUGGAUGGGGGGCCAGGGGCUGGGGGAGGGGUGGGGAGUGACUGCUAAUGGGGCUUCUUUAUGGGGGUGACAAAAUUUUCUAAAAUCGAUUGCACAUCCUACAAAUAGACAAAAAAAAUUCUGAAGUGAACACAUUCCAGGGGUAAAUGUUACGGUACGUUAAUUCUAUCUCAACAAAGCUGUUUAAAAAGUCCUUUAGGAUUGGAUAAGGAAAAACAAAAUACCCAACGUGAAUUUUUUUAUUCAGUGACAUUUUCAACAUUUGUGACUUGAAUCAAAAAAAACGCAUUCAUGCCCGUCUACUCAUUAACAGCACAUUACUGUCAUGGUAACAAAUCGGGCACGUGGCUUCACAGGGCCCUAAACAUUGUUUCAUUCAACAAACAUUUACUGGGUGUGCAGUCUGUCGAUCUGCAGACUGUGGCCCGUGGGCCGAAUCCCGCCCACGGCGAGAUUUUGCACAGGCUACCAGCUAAGCACGGUUUCACAUUUUUAAAUGGUCAGGGGAAAAAAAAAAAUAGCAAGAAGAAUUAAAUUUCGUGACACAUGCAAAUUACGUGGAAUUCAAAUUUCAGCGUCCAGAAAUAAAGCUUUAUUGGCAUGCGGCCACGCGCGUUUUGGAACGUGUCAUCUGCGGCGGGCCUGCGACAGCUGAGCUCGGAAGCUUCCAGAGGGAUCUGCUCGUCUGCAGAGAGGAAACUAUGUACUUUCUGCCCCUUUGCAGAAAAUGCUUGCUGAGCGGCGCCGUGUAGACCAGGUCUGGAGCCGAGGGUCUCAGGGGACAGCUGGGACUGAGGUCGCUGCGUCCCGCCCCGAGCGAGGGCUGGGGCAGGACCCGGAGGAAGCCCUGGGGGGCUGCCAAGCCUCGCCCUUUGCCACGGGCACGGAGCGCGGCAAAGGUGAUCUGCCGGUCACCGGGCCCAAAAUAGUCCAGGAUGGGAUGGGAACCUGGGAGAGGUGGCUCCUGGCAGCCUGAGCCCUGCCCGGCCACCCAGGCACCUGAGUCCUUUCGAGAACAGUGGCAACAGCGUGAGCAACGUGAAAAAAUGGAAGAAAACAAAUGUUGGAGGAUGUGGAGAAAUUGGCCCCUCGCGCGUGGCUGGUGGGAAUGACCGGGCAGCCACUGCAGGAAACGAUCUGGCAGCUCCUCAAAAAAUUAGACAUCGAAUCACUGUAUGACCCCCACAGUCCCACUUCUGGGUGAAUAUCCAAAGAAUUGAAAUCAGGGUCCCAAAGAGACAGCUGCACACCCAUGUUCACAGCAGCGCGAUGCCCAGAACCAAAACUUUCAAACAUCCUCAGUGUCCGUGGAUGGAUGAGGGACCCACACAGUGUGUCCAUCCACAGCCUGGAAUAUUACGCAGCCGUGAAAAGGAAGGAGAGCCUGACACCUGCUCCCACGUGGAAGGACCUGGAGGACGUGAUGCUCAAUGACGUGAGCCAGACACAGAGGGACACACACUGUGUGG
Messenger RNA from Equus quagga, 4849 nucleotides. RefSeq names its product nicotinamide riboside kinase 2 (gene NMRK2). Lineage: Eukaryota; Metazoa; Chordata; Mammalia; Perissodactyla; Equidae. The record is from RefSeq and is a predicted model, not a curated record. The coding region runs from base 1298 to 2038 and encodes 246 amino acids. The transcript is spliced from 6 exons. Gene Ontology annotation, cellular component: cytoplasm.